CACCGGAAUGAUCUGAGCUGAUCUGUUUUAAUCUGAUCUGAUCUCCGGUCACUCUCUCCAGCUCGGUGUUUCACCUGUGAGUGUCCAGCAGCGCUCCGUCUCCCGCAGAUCCUCAGCUGGAAGACGACACCAUGGGUCAUAAAGGAGGACGGACGCCAUCUUUCCUCCUGCAUUUUCUGCUGGUGUCCAGCAUGUCUACAGUGAGCGCUGAAUACUCGAGCUGUGGAGAAAAUGAGUUUUACAAUCACACAACCAGCAGCUGCCAACCCUGCCCACAGUGCCAAGCUGGACAAGAGCCGUACAUGAACUGUGGUUACGGCACUAAAGACGAUGAUUACUCCUGCGUUUCCUGUCCGGCUGGUAAAUUCUCCAAAGGAAAGUACGAGAUCUGCCGUCGACACAAAGACUGUGACGCUCUUUACCGCGCCACUGUCCUGACGCCCGGCACCUCUGACAGCGACGCUGAGUGCGGACACUGUUUACCAGGGUACUACAUCCAGGAGAACCGGCCGCAGAACAUCUACGGUAUGGUGUGUCAUUCAUGCCAAAACGCUCCUCGAAACAUCAAAGAGUGCAUGAGGUCCACACCGCCAGCCUCAGGUCGAGCUCCCAGUGUUUCUUCCAGCAGCACCACUAUAUUCCCUCAGCCAGAGAAAGACCCAACAGGACAGGGUCACCUAGCAACGGCCCUCAUCAUCGCCAUGUCAACCAUCUUCAUCAUGGCCAUCGCUAUAGUGAUGAUCAUCAUGUUCUACAUCCUGAAGAGCAAACCGAGCGGACCAGUCUGCUGUUCUGGUCAGCUCAUCAAAGCUGUAGAAGCUCAGACAAACAUGCAGGAGGAGAAGAAGGAGGCUCAGGAGAACGUGGUGAUCUUUCAGGAGAAGGACGAAUUUGACAAACUCAAGCCUUCAUCUCCAAAAACAGCCAAAAGUGAGAAUGACGCGUCAUCAGAAAACGAGCAGCUGCUGAGUCGCAGUAUCGACAGUGAUGAAGAAGCAGCGCAGGACAAACAGGGAGCUGCAGAUCUUUGUCUUCUUUCACUGGUGCAUCUGACCAGAGACAAAUCCUGCACCACCAACACCAUCAACAACAACAACAACAACCACUGCAGCAGAGCCACCGGGAUUCACAGCAGAAGGAAAAAGAUCCUGGAUUUGUACACAAAAGCCUGCAGUGUUGCGGAAGGUCUGAGCCCGACGGAGCUGCCGUUCGACUGUCUGGAGCGCAGCAGCCGGAUGCUCAGCGCCACCUACAGCACAGAUAAAGCGGUGGUGAAGACGUGGAGGCACCUGGCGGAGAGCUUCGGGCUGAAGAGAGACGAGAUCGGCGGCAUGACGGACGGGAUGCAGCUGUUCGACCGCAUCAGCACCGCUGGAUACAGCAUCCCUGACCUGCUGGCGCGCCUGCUGCAGAUCGAGCGGCUGGACGCGGUGGAGACGCUCUGCUGCGACAUCCUGAGCGGAACACAGAACUGCACUAAUCCGCCCCUGAGCUCCCGCUGCGCCAGCGUCUGAA
This is a messenger RNA of Danio rerio (zebrafish), 1515 nucleotides long. It is a transcript of the gene edar, whose product is annotated as ectodysplasin A receptor. Gene Ontology annotation, molecular function: signaling receptor activity. NCBI's taxonomy places the organism in Eukaryota, Metazoa, Chordata, Actinopteri, Cypriniformes, Danionidae. Gene Ontology annotation, cellular component: membrane. Gene Ontology annotation, biological process: positive regulation of JNK cascade; positive regulation of canonical NF-kappaB signal transduction. The record is from RefSeq and is marked validated.